UUUUAAUAUCAACACUGACCCCAUGUGGACAUAAGAGGAAUUGCACAAUUUAUUUUUAGAAAACAGAUGCUACUACAGAAUGACUGCUCAACAACAAACGUUAAUGGUAUUGAAGGUCGAAAGAUACCAUAAAUUCUCAGUUGGCCAAAGGUUGAACAGACCGAGUUGAUUGAAGCAGGAUUCACAUGCUUCACCGAAGCAAAUGCAACAAUGCUCAUUUGUGGAAAGUAAUGUCAAGGAUGCUCCUUAUUGGUUGAGCCUCACCCCACCCUCCGCCUCCUUUCCCCUGGUUUCCCGGGCAACCAUGUCAGGGUGGAGGAAAAGAGCAAAUCAUAGAAGAGCAAGACUGACGAGAAGGAGGGAGAGGGACCACAACCAGAGGAGAUCCCUGUGUAACGCAGACAUUUGUUUGACCUUCACUCUUUUUUUGAUCUCCUCCUCACUUACUCCUGCUCCCCCAGUGUGUUUCGGGUCUCCCCUCUUUCCUUCACCUCCUUCUUCUCCUUCUUCUUCUUCUUCUUGAGCGUCUCCGCUCUGCUUGGACGGUGGCUGCAUCGAUGCAAAAUGGGUUGUGGCAAUUCCUCAGCCACCAGCACAUCAGGAGGGGGGCCAGCAGAAGUGUCCAAAGAUGUGACAGAAGAUCCAUCUGCAGAAGAUGAGAAAAGAAGGAACUAUGGUGGUGUGUAUGUAGGUCUACCAGCAGACCUGACCACUGUGGCUGCUAGUCAGUCCAAGUCCACACGUAAAGACUAGCAGCUGCUGAAGGGAACACAACAAAGCAGGAUCCUGCGUAUUCAUUCACCUAGAGAGGCUCACAUUACAGGCGGAGAGCGUGAAAAUGCUCUGAUUCUGGCUCACUACACACUGAAAAAAGUCUCAGGCUUUAACAAUAUCAUUGAGCGGGGAUGUGGACAGCUUGCUGGAGUUCGGAGGACGUUUCCUCAUGGAGUCACGGCAGGCGUGGUGACGGAGGGACACACAGCGGAGAUCUGCAUCCAUCAUCACCUAUCACUUUGCAAAAAAGGAAGAAAAAGAAAAAGAAAAAAGAAAGAUGGACUUUGAAGUGGACAAGCACCCACCCUGGGACUGGCAGCUGUGGGCGACGGCAGCAUCGGGCAUUGUGUCAGCCAUCUUGGCUUCUCGGUCACUGCACCGCUGGAACAUUGUCCCUCUUUCUCAGGAGGAGACAGGGGACCCAGCCAACUCGUCAACUAAGUGUCUGGGACUCGCACACAUUCCCAAUAGCCCUCUGCAAUAAUAAUCACUGCUCAGUUAUUUCUCCGAGACGCCAUCAAUGAUUCAUGGCGUGGCUGAGUUAGAGAGACAGAAAAAGAAAUCUGAGUUUCACAGGAAGCAGCAAACACAUUCCUGUUAAUUCGUCACAGAACAUCUCGGCAUUAGUGAAAAUAAUAUCAGUUUCAACCAGGGAGCUGCUGCUGCUGCUGCAAACAGAAGAGUCUGAAAACAACAUUGAUUUUAAUCAUGGGUCUAAAUGCUGAUAGUAACGAGUUGUGUCAAGAGUGUAUUAGUCUGUGUCCUGGGUGCAUCAGCCAGGUCGUACCUGGUGUUGUCACUAAUAUUGUGCUCUAGACUGAUUAUGUAACAUCAGCGUAUGACUCAUGAUACUCAGGAUCUCUCUCUCUCUCUGUCUGUCUGCCUCUCUCUCUCUCUGCAGCAUGUCGUUUUUCCCCUUAAGAGCUCUGAUUCUAGCGCUUUUAGGUAAUUCAGCACUUACAGCCGUUCUUGUAAGCAGCAUUGUUGCACAGUUUGUCCUCACAACAUAAAUGUUACACAUUAGUAACAGCAAAAAAAAAAAAAAAAAAUAAAAAAAUAAAAAUGUGUCAUUAAAAUUAUAUUCAGUUGCCAAAAAAAUGUGAACAAAGGAUAUGUGCUAAGAGAGACAGAGAUUUACUUUUAUCCUUCCUUGUUUUUUUGGUUUUUUUUGACAAUUUGUUGAUGUUGCUCUUUAACACCUGCAUUGAUCAUAUUACAACCUAUUUUAUUCAUUUUAUAUCAAGCUUACUUGUGAAUGUUGUGCUUCUAUAUGUUUCUGAAGGACAAAAAAAUUUGUGCUAUUGUUGAUUUUUCUUAUUGUCAGCAGAUUCCAUGUAAGGUCAGUAUUUAGUACGACAAAAAGUUCUCAUCACAAGAUCCAAGAAUGAACCAACAAGCUCAGCAAUGUUUUAUUCCCUUUCUCAGUAGCUUACUUUCUGACUUCUCGCCUCUGGUCACACACGUAUAGUUUCAUUUGUAAGAGAGGCUCAAUAAUUUCCUACUACAACAGCUAGACACCUGUUUUGUUUGUUUGUUUGUUUUUUUAACAAAUUAUACUCAAACAGGUGUGAAAAGUGCAGUUGCUGGGGACUAUUUUCAGCUGUGGAUUAAUACACAUUUGGUACUCUAGUGAGCAAUUUCAGCUGCAGGAUGGUGUGCAGAGGACUUUCAAACAAUAUACAGUGCCUAAGUGCUUAUGCUCAUCAUAAUGAAGGAAUAUGGCACCCAGUACAACAGUGUGGAUGUUUUGCACAGUUUUUGACCAAUAACAAAAAUCUAUGAUACACAGGAAUAAGCUGUUUCAGACUUUGGCUAUAUCAUAGCAUAUACAUACAGUAGGAUCAAAUAACUGUUCAUGGGAUUUGUUCACAAUAAGAAAAAUAUGUAAUACCACCAGCCUUAUCUUUUAACAAAAAAAUCAAACACCAAACACCUCAGUGUCCCCAAGGACCCCUUCACCCCCCCAAAAAAUGAAAACAUAUUACAGCCGGGUGGUCAUUAGGGGCCAGCGUCAUUUGUCAGCCAGGCUAUUGACAGUUGUUUCUUCUGAUGAAUGUACAACGUCCUCUGCGCACCAGGACCCCAAAGGAAGGUGGAAAUAGGCCAACUUUAAACACUUGAGAUUCAAGAGAUGUUCUUUCUGCGCUACACAAAACUCUUUAUAUGCCUGUGAGUGUACGGCUUGGCUGACCAAUAGGGACUUAUUUCACAACGGCUGAACACAAGCAUAUUGUUUACUGUUUGUCUCUGUUUUCUUCAGUGACGCCCACUAGCUGCCUGUGUCGCUGGUUAGCAGUCACAUUGAUAUCAAGGGAUUUCAUGUGUCUCUUAAUUGCAAGCCAUUUGUCAGCUCACACUGUCGCUACGUUUACACAGUUCACCCAUGGCAGAGACAGAACACACUGCAGAUACAAAGAGCUGCUUUAUGUACUGUGUAGUUAACAGCAGAUUAUAAAAAGAGCUGAAGAGUGCCUACGGCACCACAGGACACAUUUGAUCAGAAACCCACCUGAGACAUUAUAUUUUUGUUGUCCCUUUUCUUCCUCCCUGCUGCUGCCUCAGCUUCCCUGUGUGAGUCCCUACCGGAGGCCUUUGGCUUUGACAGCGUGUUGUGCUGCCUGUCUCUCCCUCUUUUAUCAGCCCCUCUUUGCCCUUUAUGUUUUUUCCUUCUGUAUAUGAUGAAUGUCAUUGCCUUUGCUCUAUUGAAUUAGUCUAACAGAGACAAGGGGGCAGAAUGUGGAUGAAUAACUCAGCCAUUAAAAUGUUACUGUGGCUCAUAGAUCUGCAACAUGGCAUGUUGUUUGAACUUAGUAGGGGUGGGGUGUGCUUAGAAAAGUAACAUGUCUUAAAGGAGUAGUUUGACAUGUUUGUGGAAAUCAUUUACUUGCUUUCUUUCUGAGAGUCAGAAGAACUAAGCAUAAGGACUGGAGACAGAAGGAAACAGCUGGCCUGCCUCUGUUCAAAAGGCAACAAAACGCACCUACCAGCAACUGCAAAGCUCACUUGUUACAGUUACAUCUUAUAUCUUGUUUGUUAAAGUUGUAGAAAGUAUGUAUAAAAAUGAUGCAUGAGAGUCUUUUUGCUGGAUUAAGCCAAUCAGCUGCCUGUAGCUUCAGCACAGACAUGAGAGGGGUUUUAAUCUAACUCUCGGCACUAAAGCGAAUACGGGCAUUCCUCCAAAAUGUCAAAAUGUUUGGAAAUAGAAGAUCCUUCAGGUUUUUGACCACAUGAGGUCAAAGUACCUGUGAAUUAUUUUAAUUAUUUACAUGCUAUACACAGUGCUUGCAGUGCUUAAACCCACUAGUGUCUCUUUACGCUGUUGAACGUUCUACGUGAUGGAAAAGUAAUGACUGACGUGAUCGGCUCCUAAGUGAUGUUUCACAAUGAAAGUCAUAUUUUGCAGGCUGUUUUCUCUCUUUCUCAAUUGUUCUGCCAGUCUUUCAUUUACACAUACUCUCUUUCACACUUUCACACAAAAAUUAUCUGCUCAUCAUAAGUGUCCAUGCGUUUAUUCCCAAACGUAAUCAUGUCACCCGAGGCCUCUGUGAAACUCAUCCAUGAUCAGCUGAUUCAAUUAUUUAUGAUUAAAGACUUUUAUAUUGUGCACGCACA
Scatophagus argus is the source of this 4386-nucleotide messenger RNA. Its product is annotated as overexpressed in colon carcinoma 1 protein homolog. NCBI's taxonomy places the organism in Eukaryota, Metazoa, Chordata, Actinopteri, Scatophagidae. The record is from RefSeq and is a predicted model, not a curated record. The coding region runs from base 565 to 753 and encodes 62 amino acids. The transcript has 8 exons.